Clonostachys solani is the source of this 1038-nucleotide messenger RNA. Lineage: Eukaryota; Fungi; Ascomycota; Sordariomycetes; Hypocreales; Bionectriaceae. The record is from the annotation of a GenBank genome assembly.
AUGAAGGUGGUGGCGCUGUGGGUGUAUCCCAUCAAGGGCCUGCGUGGGAUCCGCCUGGAGUGCGCCGACCUUGGCCCACAAGGUAUCAAGCACGACCGGAACUUCAUGCUCUGCCGGGUCGAGGAGGGAGAGGAGCCUCUCAAGCUGCAGCUCUCCAGGUUCCCCCAGUGCGCCCUGUUCUCGCAGGAAAUUGCCGGUGAUGUUAUACAGGUGCGCUACAACGUGCCGGAAGAGCCUCUAGUACCGCCCUGCCCCGAGCAGGACUCGGUGCUCGAGGUGCCUCUUGGCCCAGACAUCGCCCAGCUCCGCAAAGAGGAAGUCAACCUUCACCAGAGCAAGGUCAACGCGUACCGGAUGGGCGACAAAUAUGAUGCCUGGUUCACCGCCUGCUUCGGCUUCCCCACCGCGCUCUUCUACAUCGGAGACGAGCGACGCCCCAUUCUGGGAACGUUCUCGCCGGAUUCGGAGCCCACACCCAGUCCGAAGGGGUGGCUCGCUGCCCUCUCAAACUACAUGGCCCCAGGCACCGCUGCCGGCGAACCUAACUGGCUCACCUUCUCGGACUGUGCCCCAUUCCUCAUCACCACCGGCGCCUCCCUGGCCAAUGUCAGCGCCCGGCUGGCUGCAGGCAACAUGGAGAUGGCCAAGUUCCGGCCCAACAUCGUCGUCGACGGCGACAGGGAGUGGGACGAGGACUUCUGGACCCAGCUCACCCUCAACGGCCGGCCGGCCUUUUCACUGACCAAGAUGUGCGUCAGGUGCACGUCCGUCAACGUCGACUACGACACGGGCCGCCCUGCCAGGGGCGAGCGCGGGACGGUCCUCAAGAAGCUAAUGGCGGACAGGCGGGUGGACAGGGGCUCAAAAUACUCCCCGGUCUUUGGCAAGUACGCGUUCCUCGACCGGGACGUGCCACUGGGCGCCACAGUCGCCAUCGGGGAUGACGUGCAGGUCACGAGGAGGAGCGAGGAACGACCCGUCUUCGACUGGCCCAUCCACGAGAAGGAAGCCGCCCAAUUCUACUCGGACAAGGUGUAA